AUGCAGCUACAGGACCAGGAUGAAGCCACCGCCAGUGGAGUUCCAGUGCUCCUUCCUCCUCCUCCUCCUCCAUCUCCUCCUCCCCAUUCUCCUGCUGGAGGAGAUUCUGGUUUGGUCUCAAUGACAGUUGGCGCCAUAGCCGCGGGGCUUUCACUGGCGAAAACUUCGACCAACAUUGAUCUUCAUUUAGUUUAUUUAAAUGUGAGAACUGCGGAAAUGCUCAUGGAUGACGGUCUGCUGGGCUCUGGUCCUGUUCUUGGACUGGCGGGACAUCCACAUGGACUGGUGGGCGCCUUGGCUCCACCGCCGCCACCGCCGAUGAAGCAGCCGCAGAUGGACAUUCCCAGUGGCAAGAAGCAGCUGCAGCAGCUGAAGGGAGCGACGGUUGCCGCAUCCGCGCUGGAGUAUCAGUACCAGGUCAUGUACGCGCACUGUGUGCAAAAGGAGCGGGAAAGGGAGCGAGAGCACCUGCCCCACUCGCAUCCGCUGCCCCGCCAACAUCGUGCCGUUUUGGUGGCCACCGCACCCUAUCCACACUUGCCCCAAUAUCCGACACCACCCACGCUGAACUCCUCGUCGGCCUUCCGACCUUGGGGGCCAGACACCACCAAAGCUUUUCUGCACGCCUAUGGCGCCACGUUGUCGUCCCUACCCUAUGCCUGCCAGGAACCGCCAGAGCUUCAGAAUCCGGAGCGGGUGGUGCGGAGUACGGACAAGCGGUAUGCGGAGAGGACUUACCAACCCAAUGUGGCCUUGGCACCCAGAAAGAGUAUUCUCUCCAAGGAGAGGGACAAGGAUCGGGAGCGAAUGGAAAGGGAGGUGAUGGAACGCCAGAGAUUGAGGGAGAAGGAGACGGAUCACCAGGUGGUGCACAUCAAGCAGGAGCGCUCGCAGACACCCACACCACCGUCGGCAUCGGCAUCGCCGCCCGACGGUGUGCCAGCACCGCCAUUGGAUGUCGUCGAACCACCACACCCCUCCUCGAGUGGCAGCAACUCACCACUACCCGCCCACCUGCCCGCAGCACCAGCCACUGCACCACCCCAUGCAGGUGGUGCACCGCCCACACCAACUAGCCUUCGGAAUAUGCGCAGUCCGGAGGAGUUCUCGGCGGGUGGCAGCAAUGAGAUAACCUCCUCCACCUCACCCCACCACCAGCAGUCGUCGCACCACCAGGUGGUGCAGCAGACGACCGGUGCCCCACCACCGUCGCAGCACAUCAUAGCCACCGUUAAUCAGCAUGCCAAACUUUUGCCCAGCUCCAGUUCCCUGCCAAACGGUAAUGGCACCUCAUCGCUAGCCGCCACAAACAACGAACCGAGUCGGAUAAGGAUCAACAAGAACCUGAUGAGUCAGCAGCCGGUGGUUGCGGUGAGCGGCAUUACACCACAUCACCACCAGCAUCACCCCACGCACAUGCAUCACUUUAGCCAUGGGUACUACAAAAGUCAGACCUCAUCACCCACUCAAUCCUCCAGUGCUGGCCUGAAUCUGAGUACCCACUCAUCGAACGUGGUCAGCUCGCCGCAUCAUGCGACUGCAGCCAAGAGCCACCACAGUUCGGCAGGAUCUGGGAACCAUAGUUCCCAGCAGAAUGGUAAGCCCCAUUUGGGCAGUGAAUUUGAGUUAUCCACGGACACCGAUGAUACGGACAGUCUGAACGGAGAGCCCGACUCGAGUGCCAUGUUACCACCCUGGGAGCAGGCUGUGGAGUCCCUCAGAGAAACUCGGCCCAAGGACCGGGAGAGAGUCCUCCUGAUACUCCAGAGAUUACUGCAGGAGAACGAUCAGUAUCGCUAUAAUAACAUUCAAUUGAGUGAACUGCUCCACAAACAAGAUGCCCACAUAGCCGAUCUAACGGAGCAACUCCAACGCUAUCGCAGACAAUUCGAGGAGCAGGUCCGUAAAGUAGAUCUUCGAAAGAUGCCAUUCAAGCACCAAACCCGGCUGGAGCAUGUGGUGGAAGAGGUUCGCGGAGAAGCGGAAGAGGACGAGGAGCUGGAGGAGGAGGAAAUGGAGGACAGGGCUAAUAACAAUAAUCAACAGGAGCCAUCUCCCCUGAUAAAGGCCCCAACCAAUGGUCUGCGGCGGAGUGUCACGCCCCCAAAUUCAUGUGGCAGUGAAGGGGGGGAGUGCGAGAAACCAGAGGAGCCCGAAAGCAAGCGGAUAAAGUUGCAGGCUGGGGAGAAAAUUGAGGACAAGCAAGUGGAGGAUGAGGAAAGUCCUUCCAAUGGCACGGAGUCGCACGAUCUGGAAAAACUUGAAAAAAUAGGCGAAAAAACUCACCCAACUAAUAAUCCCAAAAGUCCGCAGCCCAGUCAAAUUUCCAGCGACGAGGAAAUGGAGGAGGAUGAAGACGACGACGACGAGGAGGAUGAAGAGGUUCAAAUCGAGGCUCCCCACAGUAGUGCUCUAGCCACGCCCCCCACGGCCACAACGCCCCUUUCGCCGGACUCGGCGGCAACUGCCGGACAGUUGUUUGAUAGUAGUAAUAGCAGCGACGAGUCCUCGAUGAAGAAGGCCCAGAUGUCCGCCUGCCAUGCACUGGAGAAAAUGAGCAGCAAUGUUGGCAGCGACGACAACAAUCAGAGGCACGCAGAGGAAAGCCAGGAGGAGGAGGAGGAGGAUGCGGAUGAGGAGGAGGAGGAGGCCGAGGAGGAUCCGGAAGAGGAGGACUCCGAUGACGAUGAAAUGCCAUUGCAGCAGCGACAGCAGCAGCAGCAGCAACGCCAGCGGGUAGGACCCCAGAGUGUGCUCAGUGGAUCAGCCGUCGCCGGACAGCAACCAGCACCACCACCACAUCCCCCGAUGGCCACCAAGGCCAGCAAGAAGCAGACACCACCAGCACCACCCACUGCGGCCGCAACCACCACUGCAUCAGCAACAACGAACUGCGAGUUACAAAUCAAAAAGGAAAUAGCCUAGAGAUAGAAGCCCCGAAAACCUCUCGAAGAAAAGCUCUUUCACACACACAACCGAAACGUUUGAAACUCAGUUAAAAUCCCAUUUCUUUUGGAGAAGAAAGUGCAGCCGAAAUUCAAGCACAAAGCCUAAACGCACAUGUUUUUCAUUGUAGGCGUAUUUUAGAGAAAGUAAAAUGCUUCGUAACCAGAACAGAAUGAAAUCUAGGUGGGAAUAAGUUGCUUUUAAAUUGUACAAUAUCAAAUGUAUGAGACGGCACUGUAAAAAUUAAAACAUAUGUAUUUAAAUAAUUUAAAUAUGGGCAUUCAAAGCAAACUGUUUUAAGAGCUAAAAAUUAUUCGAAAAACUUUGAAAAUUUCUAUACAAAUUUUAAGAUUUGUAAUGCUUAUUAUUUAUUCCGUGAGUAUGGAUGCUUUUGUGAAAACAGUUUAAAAGCCUAUAUUAUACAAAUUUUAAUUUGUGACUUCAUACAUAAAGACCAGGAAAUCUUAAAACUUUCUUUGCAACACAUUUCCCUUAAUGCAAAAUCUAUUCAAAAUUUUAGGAAACAUUUUAAAACGCUUUUAAACAGCUUGAAUUGAUCUCACUUUUAAAAACAAAAAGGACAAAUGCUAAUUAAUAUAGGCUUCUCCAUUUCGAAAAACUUUCAGCGUUGCUUGCAAAAAUUAUAAAUGAAACCAAAGCUUUAAAAAAAUUAAAUUUUUUGUAUAUUAUUCAACGACAAAUUUGUGCGUGUUUUUACCACUUACUGUUUAACCUAAUUAAGUUAUUAUUUUUUAUCUCGUAAGCUCUGCAAGACAUUUAAACCCAAAACAAUAUUCAAAGCGAGGCUUUCGAAACAAAAUUUAGGAAAGGUUUUUCUUUGGUCACACAGGCAGCUGGUUCUUAUGUCAGUGGGCAUCGCCCUCUGGAAACCAAUGUAAUUAAAUUAAGUUUAAUCCUACCUUUAAGUUGAACAUACAAGUUGAUAGAGUUGAUAGAGCAAAGAGAGAGAAAACACACAAAAUGAACCCACCACAGACAACAAGAAAACAAAAAAAGAAAUGAUAAACAAUUCUAAGAUAAUUCAUCGUAAUGGAUGUGUAACACAUUUUUAUGUAUAAGAAGUUGCCGCGUUAAAAAUUAUACCAUACAAAAGUGAGUAAUAUAUUAUAUAUAUCGCAAAAUAUGAUAUAUGAUGCAGCACAUGCAGCAAGUGCGGAUUAUUCAUUAAUGCUAAGCCUUAGCGAGAAGCAUAAACAUAUACAUAAAGAUUAAUAUUUAUUGUAGCUGCUAGACAUAAUUCGAGCAAUUCUCUUAAUUGUAUAAUUAUAGUCUUCUGUUCUUCUUCACUUUGUAAGCUUUGCUCUGUAGGCAUUUAGUUUCAUACAUAGAUCGUAACCAUACAACAAUCACAUUUUUGCUAACUAGUUCUUAAGGCUUCUCUUCGGCGAAGCUCUUUCCCCAUUGCGAAAUUGUGAAUGGCAUCGAAUGGUCCCUUUUUUGUAUAUAUCAUUUUUCCUUCGACGAGAUUAGAGUUGAUUUUAGUUGCCAACACUUUGUGAAAAACAUGUAUAUGCUAUAUAUCUUCUGGAUGAUAACCAACUGGAAAUAAACCGAAGCCAAGAGCCAAGCGAAAAGAACGCAGAGAUUUCUAAAAUCUAUAAACUUUUGUUAUAAAAACAUAUUUCAUAAAUUAUUUAUGCCUGUGUGUGUUUGUACUUUCUAAAAGAAAACAUUUCGAUCUGUAUUUAAGAAUACAUUUUCUAAGCUAAAACAAAAUAAAAAAAAACGAAAAGGCAACAAAAACAUUUAAACAAAUUCAAACCAAAAUUGGUCUUUAUCUUAAGCUAAAACUGUGUAAAGUUGUAUAAAUUUAAAAAGCGAUAAACGAAACCUUUAUAAAUAAAAUAAAAUAAUUUAAAUUGAGACAUCUAGCAUGCGAAAUUUCAUUGUUAUACAUAUUUAAAAGCGUUAUAAAAUGCAAAAAAAAAAUAUUGAAAAAAAAACAAAUUACAAUUGCUAUGCAAAAUAAAUACAAAAAUAUACUUAUUAUUGUAAAUGAAUUCUCU
Messenger RNA from Drosophila santomea, 4973 nucleotides. RefSeq lists its product as uncharacterized. Bases 1 to 2925 code for a protein of 974 amino acids. Gene Ontology annotation, molecular function: RNA polymerase II cis-regulatory region sequence-specific DNA binding; SMAD binding; DNA-binding transcription factor activity, RNA polymerase II-specific. The transcript has 3 exons. NCBI's taxonomy places the organism in Eukaryota, Metazoa, Arthropoda, Insecta, Diptera, Drosophilidae. Gene Ontology annotation, cellular component: nucleus. Gene Ontology annotation, biological process: negative regulation of BMP signaling pathway. The record is from RefSeq and is a predicted model, not a curated record.